This is a messenger RNA of Haemonchus placei, 825 nucleotides long. NCBI's taxonomy places the organism in Eukaryota, Metazoa, Nematoda, Chromadorea, Rhabditida, Trichostrongylidae. The record is from the annotation of a GenBank genome assembly.
AUGGAGUUCAUGUUGUGUUUCCGUCCCUCUGAAAUUGAGAUCUUUUCAGGAUUCAUGCCUCCUCCUAUGCCUCAUCCAACAAUGAUGGGUAUGGGUGGUAACCCUGCUUAUGCUGAGAGUGGCGAGCCUGAUAAAUAUAAUCUUCAGUUCAGUGAUCGAACAAUCCGUGCAGCUUUUGUACGCAAGGUCCCAUUUCUAUUCAUCUUACUUUGUUUCUAUUUCAUUUGUUUGCUCGGCGUUGUGGCGAUAAUGACUGCAAUUCCAUUCAUGAAUAACGAUACAAGGCUGUUCGUUUCAAGAAGUUUGGGAAUUGGGAUCUUCUUUGCUGUUUAUUUGGCUUUGAUGUGUUGCGAGUCGGUGAGACGUUCUUUCCCAGCAAACAUCAUUUUAACGGCAGUUUUCACAUUAGCUGUCGGCUACAUGACAAUGAUGAUUACCGCGCAUCACGACAUUGUCUCAGUGCUUCUCACACUUAUCAUCUGCUCGAUUUGCUGUGGAUCGAUCAUCAUCUUCUCAAUGCAAACGAAAUACGACCUGACAAACAUGAUGGGAAUAGUGUUCAUCCUGUCGAUGUGUUUGAUGGUAUUCGGUUUGGUGGCUAUCAUCUCGGCUAUUUUCUUUAAAGUCAAAUUCAUCUACAUGGUGUACGCUGCAUUGGCUUCGCUCCUUUUCAUGUUUUAUUUGGCUAUCGAUGUCCAGUUGUUAAUGGGUGGACGCAAGUACGAGAUCUCGCCUGAGGAUCACAUUUUCGCUGCUGUACAAAUCUUCCUGGACAUCGUCUACAUUUUCUGGAUGUUGCUGUCAUUGUUUGGGUCCAGCAAGUAA